AUGACGUCAAUGUCCCCAAGAUCCGAUCAUUCUCAAAAGUCCUCGGACAGUCGACGAAAAAUUGAAACUUAUGUUUCUCCUGAACCUACAACAUCUACACCUUCGAUUACCGAGCUUAUGAAUAAAAAUCCGACCAACGCUGACUAUACGAUGGAAUACAGAUAUCACAGAAAGGUGGAACGAAGAAGGAACAUUGAUGAAAGACGCAGAAGAGUAGCAUCUCUACCACGAUUGAACGAUGCCAGCACGUCAAGGAAUGAUAGCUACAGUAGGUACAAUGAAAACGGCAGAAAUGAGAUCACUAAUAGAAGAUCAAGCCAACAACAAAUGUAUUCAAGUCAACAAAGGCUCAAUGGUCGGCCUGAUAGUGUUAAAGGGCUGCGAAGAACGGCGUCGAACAUGCAAGAAGCUGAUUAUAUCUACUUUUCACCAUACUUUAACCAAUAUACAGCUAAUAAUAUAGCGAGAAGAGAAGAUAAUUCAGUUCACAAUGGCCAUAAAGUAUAUUAUUCUACCUACACAAAGCAUGCACGAUCUUCAAGCUACAAUCAAGCUCAAAAUGGACAUUCAUUAACCGGGAACGAUGGGGUUUAUUUGGGUCAAAAUAGAAGUGGCAGUAGAGUUGGUAAUAGAGGAAUGCAACCACAAGAACAGAUAUUGCACUACACUAGCUUUGAUGGAAGGUCGGGUCAUAAUAGAGAUAUCAACAAUGUUUCAUAUGAAAACAGAAAUUUGUCUUCAUAUGAUAACAGAAAUUUGGCAUCAUACGACUAUUCAACCGCUCAAAAUGCACAAAAUCGACCUUAUGGCCGAAGCCAAAGCAGCAUGUCAAACUACCGCAGAACCUCGAGCAGUAUGAGUAAUUUAAGAAGACUAAAAGAGGACAACAUGAACCAGAUAAGAUCACAAAAAGACCCCAUAAACAAUGUCAGACCUAAUGAAGAUGUUCAAGUAUUAGCAGAAGAGUCACGACGAAUCUAUCGCAAAGUUCAGCGGGUAAAACUGCUAAAACAAGCGUUGGAAGAGACAGAAGCCGAGAAGUUGCGUCGGAUUCACGUCGAAAACGAACGGAAUCUGGAGCAGCUGGCUCGUUUGAAAGAAGCCGAGUACCACAAAAAACAACGCCAUUUUUCGGCCGAACGGCGGUUCGAAGCCGGCGAAAAACGCAUCGAAUUGGCCGAAAAACGGCUUGAUUUGGCUGAAAAUAGGCAUGAACUAGCCAAAAAUAGACAUGAACUAGUCAAAAACCGCCAUUAUUCGGCCGAAAACAGCCAAAAUCGGGCCGAAUUCAGGCGAAUCGAAAAAUGGGAGAAACAUGACCGUUCCGUUUAUUUCCAGAACGCUGAAGCACGCCGCAGAACGCCGGAUGCUAACGCAUUGUCGGCACGUGAAGCGUUGUUGCAAUGGGCACGUCAAGCCACUCAAGGCUAUCCCGGCGUUCACGUUCAGAACUUUGGAUCAUCGUGGCGGGAUGGACUGGCUUUCAAUGCCAUUCUGCAUCGAUAUCGACCGGAGACUGUGGAUUGGAAGGCGGUAAGGCAUUUUUUUGUUUGAAAUUUGAAAAAUUUUGAUUUUUUUUUUGAAAUUUGGUACUAAAAAUUAAUUUUUGGUACUAAGAACGAAUUUAUAGUACCGGCUUUGACUUUAUGAUUCACAAUUUAUAAUCAGUACUAAAUUAAGUUUAUAUACCUAAAUUAUCACAGUAUUGUGUAUGUCAAGUAUCAUACUAUUAAUAAUAUGCUUUUCAGAUCAGUGAUCGCUACGUUCCAGUACGUGAUCGUCUCCGCAACGCCUUUGACGUCGCUGACAAAGACUUUGGAGUAGGACCAUUGCUAGAUCCAGAGGAUGUGGAUACAGAUAAUCCAGACGAGAAGUCUAUCAUGACUUAUGUCUCUUUAUUGUAUAACGGGUUACCUUCUUUAGAUGAGAUUCAGGUAAGAUUGAGUGGAAUAUGAGGGACGGUAGUGCCUUAAGGGUGAUUUUUUUAGGAUUGUGGUACUAUAAAGCUUGAUAGUACUAUUUUGAAUGGGAUGUAAGGGUUAAAAUGCUAUUCCAAAGACGAUAUAAGGAGUGAUAGUGCUAUAUAAAGGAUGAUAGUGCUAUAUUAAGCAUGAUAGUACUGAUAAUACUCCAUCUUUUUGAUUAUGGUACUAUACGGUAGUACUAUAAUUUUGAUAGUACUACAUAUAGAGAAAACUAGUACUAUAAGGUACUGGAAUAGCAUAUAACUUUGUUAUAAUGGUACUGUUGAUACUAUAGUAGAUUUUUGUGCUGAUAAGAAAGAAAUUUUGAUAUUGUUAUAGGUUGUUAUAGACUUUUUGCUUUGUUUUUUGCAUUUUUCUUUGCUUUUUCAGAUUCAUUUCCUUUAUUUUUAUCAUUUUUAGUUAUUUUUACUUUAUAUACUUAAUAUUUAUAUCUUUAUUUUAAUCAACAAACUGUUAAAAUCACCUAAAAACAUAAAACCCUGAUCUUGCAGAGCACUGGCGGAGUAGCCGAAGACAUAAUCGGCCGUCUGGACCGUGGCAUCCUUCUCACCAACGAGCGAUACGACCGUGUUUUGACUCGAAUCGAACGAAUCGAAGAACACUACAAGUCGAUGCGAACCGAGGAGGUGUCACGCGAAGUGAAUCAACUGGUCGAUGAGCUGGAGAACUCGGCUCAAACCAUCAAAACCCUGUUCGAGGACGUGGAUCAGCUCAGGGACUUGAAGCACGAAAUGAGCGAGGAGUACUAUAAGAGGUGGGUAGGGGUGGAAUGAAGGGGGAGGACUAUAAGGGGUGGGUAGGGGUAGUAUUAUAAGAGGUGGGUGGAAUAAAGGAGAAGGGCUACUAGGUUGUUCAAAUAAUCCUGAGCUCCUCUUCAAGGCAUAUUUUUGAGGUUAGGGGCUUAGAAUUAUAUGAACAAACUAAUGUGAGAGUUAGGUAUGGGUGGAAAAAAGAUGGGGUAGGGGUGAGUAAUAGUAGGAUAGGGGUGGAUAAGUGAUGGGAAGACUAGUUAAAUAGUGGUUAGGGCUGGCGGGGCAAAUGAGAGCUUUUGAGGGUCGAGUAGGGAUAGGUAAUGAUAGAAAAAAGAGGGUACGGCCAAGGAUAGUCCGUCAAACCUAUUGUCACUCUAUUCAUACCUACUUUUCAGAGUGUUUGGCCUCCACCAACGCCGCAACGCCUACCUCGACCGCCUAGCCGACCGCUUCCCCGACCAUUACGGCCAAUACUCGACCAGCUCUCGAGUCGAACGUCACGACUACUCUUCAUCUCAAAACGCUUCCCAACAACAAGCCCGUGACGCCUCGGCCCAACGCAUCUACCAACAACAGCAACAACAACAUCAGCAAUCCGAAAAGUAUAUUCAGAAGCGCAAAGCCAACUUUGACCGCCUGAACGAAGCGAUCAGAUACGUGGAGGAGAAGCUGAAGGAGCUGAAUACGAUGAGAUUCGCUGAAGACUUGCAAACUUUGGAGACAACUUUUGCUCGUCAUCAGGUGGACAACAGAGAUAUUCAGGAUUAUCGGCAGACUGUUGAUGAAUGCAUCGCUAGACAGGUUGGUUUUUGAAAAGUUUUGAAAUUUUGAAAAAAAAACUAUUUUUUCGAAAUUUUUCGUAUUUUUGAUAUAUGGCUUUGAUGAAAACGACUUUUUGGUAACAAACUGAAGUUUUAGGUAUUAAAGUGGCUUUUUAGGUAACAAAAUGAAUUUUUAGGUAUCAAAGUUAACUUUUAGUCUUUUAGGUAACAAAAUUAAGUUUUUUUGGUAAAAAAAUUCAUUUUUAGGUAAUAAAAUGUCUUUUUAGAUAACAAUAUGCUUUUUCAAUUCUCAAAACACUUUUAUGCCGAGUGUUAUAUCAAUAACAAAAUUUUAAAAAAAUUAUUUGUACGUAUUUUAGGCCGAAAUCGCAGCCGAAGACACCCACGAGUACUGUGACCUCCUUGCCCGUCUCGAAUCCUCAUACCAACAACUUCGUGACAUCAGUGCUGGCCGAAUGCUUGAUCUAGACACUCUGAUCGCCUUCAUUCGAGCCGCUCAAGCCGAACUUGUCUGGAUUCAGGAGCGCGAAACCAUCGAAGUAGCCAGAGACUGGUCCAGCAUCGCCGCUUUGGACCUACCAAUGCUCCAAAACUACUACCGUCAACUGCUACAGGAAAUUGAAAUUCGCGAAAGAAUCUUCAACGAUGUCCACAAUCAAGGUGCCGCUCUGAUCAAUCAACGUCACCCAGCUUGCGACGUGAUCGACGUGUACCUGAGGUCAAUGCAAAACCAAUGGGACUGGCUUCUAGGAUUGUCACGAGCUCUAGAAGGUCAUCUUCGCGACGCCAUCAAUGUAAAGAACUUCACAGAAGAAGCCGAUGGGCUAGAAUCGUCGAUGCGAAAGCAUCUAGAACAUCUGGAGAAGAACUACAACCAGACCGACCUGUCGAUUGGGGAUGCUGAACAGUACCUGAGAGAGCUGGACGAACUGGGAGAGUUUGUGGGCAAGUAUCAGAGCUUGUUGGUGAGCCUAGACGAGAGAGCUCAAAGCAUCAGUCCAUUGUGGCAGAGAGGAGAGAGGAUUAAUCAUCAAAUCAAAGUGACAGCGUGGUGUGAUUAUGUUAAGGAUGGAGUUAACAUUGCUACUGGUAAGGGUUGAAUUUGGGUAACAAAAUGACUUUUUAGAUGACAAAAUUAUUUUUUAGGUAACAACAUUUUUGAACUUUGAAAUUUAAAAAAAUUUUAAAUUUAUAAAUCAAUGAUAAUUUCUCUAAUUUCAGGUGAUGAAGUAACCCUCAUGGACAACUACGACCGUCUCAACUGGACCAUCCGCGACGUCGCGGGACGUGAAGGCACCGUACCAUCUGUCGUCUUCAGAAUCCCACCACCAGACAACAGAAUCUCGGACUUUCUGAUUCGGCUCCGUGCCCAAUUCGACCGUCUUCGCCGCCUCUGGGAACAGAAGAUACGCCGAAUCCGCUACAACAUGAUCCUAAACACGAUGCGCACCGUGCGCAACUGGAAUCUUGAAGCGUUCUUGGCUAUUCCACCUGAACAAAGAGACGAAAUCAUCAGAGCAUUGAACGAAGACGCUCAAAAGUUGUUGUCAGAGCUCCCUGAAGACGACCCAAUGUACAGAAGGUUGGCAGAGGAGUUGAUAUUGACUAACGAACAUAUCAGUCAACUCCUGAUGGAAGCCAACAAGCCUAAGGAGCCGAAUCACUCGGAGAAGUUUGACACUGCCAUUGUAGACUUGCUGAACAAGCUGGACGAAUCAUGGAGAACAUUGAACGAACGUGUGAGACGACCUGUAGCCAACGGCAUCAAUCAACUGUAUGAAGAGGUGGACGAUCACAAGCUGUUCGAAGAGAACCUCCAGUCAUUGGAAACAGACGUCUCCAACGUCAAGGAACUCUUCAGACAAAUCCCCAACCCCACUCCAUCUCAAAAAGCUAAUCACGACCAUCUGAACAACCGAUGGGAAGAUCUUUGGGACCUUUCUAGAAUGCGUGUUGAGUUCUUCAAGGUACUAGAACAGGUGCUACAAGGCAUGGACGAAGUGUACGACAUCGUCAGAAGACAUGAGAUCACUCUCAACUCAUUCGACGACCUUCCUGCAGCUCUAGACAAACUCAGAGGAUGCCACGCCCAACUUCUCGAACUCAACAUGGUCCUACAACAGCAACAAAACAUUGUAGACGACCUGAACAGGAAUGUAGCCAAACUACGACAACAUGUAGCCAGAACUCGCCACGAUCAGAUUCAUCACUCGGAUGUGGACAGACUAGAGGAUUUGGUACAACAAGUCACGGUACGAUGGGAGAACGUUCAAUCCCAAGUGACGGAACGCCUACGAACUGCCGAAGAGUCACAGCAGAUCAUGAUGUUGUACCGAAGUCAGUACGACGAAGAGAUUCAGUGGCUGGACAGAGUGGAGCGAACUAUCGAAGCCCUCAGGAACCCAAAUGACAUCAGACCAGAGGAGUUACAAGCUCAGCUAGACCAGUUGACAGCUGAAUACGCUCAACUUCAAGAACAUACAACGACCAUUGAGAAUAUCAACCAUGAAGGAGGGAAAUACAUCAGGGAUGCGAGGGUAGGUUCUUGGAAUUUUUUUUUGAAUUUUGAAAUUUUGGAUUUCAGUUGGUACUGAAAAUGAUUUUUUGGUAUUGAAUAAUGAAUUUUGGUACUAAUUAGGUUUUAUAGUACUAAAAAUUAUUUUUGGUACUAGAAAAAAAUUUUUUACUAGUACUAUUUUAUGGUACGAGACAUGGUUUUUAGUACUAGAAAAGUAUUGGUACUAAUUAAUUUUUUUGUACUGGUACUAUUUUUAUGGUACAAUCAAUUUUCUGGUGCUAGAGAAAAAUUUGGUGAUUAAUACUAUUUUCUAGUACUAAAAAAUAUUUUUGGUACUGGAAAAAAUUUUGGUACUAAUUAAAUUUUUUAGUACUAGUACUAUCUUGUGGUACUCGAAAGUUUUUUAGCAAAAGUAUAAAAUAUUUAUAGAAAAAAAUUUUUGGUACUGGAUAGCAUUUUAGUACUAAUACUAUUUUUUGGUAAUAAAAGAAAAAUUUUUGACAUCUGAAGAAGAAUUUUGGUACCAAUACUGUUUUAAAGUACUGAAUUCAUUUUUUUUAGCUUUUGGUACUAAAAAAGUCAUUUUGAUUUUAAAAAAGUUUUAAAAUUUUUACAAAAUCAGCUAUAAGCCCUACCUUUCAGACCUACGACAUGCGUCUCUCCCAAUUCCACGAUGUCAUUGUAAACCAUCAUGGCAUGAGUAUUAUCACCGAGUUCCGUCGUACCGAACCCCAACCCACCAGUGGCUCAAUCGUAGUCACAAAAGAGCUGGAAGAGCUGAACCGACGCUUCGCCCAACUUUCGAGUGUGAUUCUGGAGCGAAAGAACAUCGUGAACCGACUGAUUCAGAACUGGAAACGCAAACAACAGGUUGGUUUACUGUUUUAUAUUGUUGUAGAGUAGAAGAGAAAGCUUUUUAGAAUAGAUAGGCUUUGUUUUUAGGAAGGUUAUUGUAGUUUUCUUACUGUAACGUGGAGAAAAAUUGAUUUUUUGAGGUUUUUUCGGAAAUUGUGAGCUUAUUUGGCCGUUUUUGAAAUUUUAAGCCAUGGAAAAGCAUUUUUAAUAAGGAUUUUUAAGCCUUUUUAUAGCUUGAUUACUGUAGUUUUUUAUUACGGUAGUUUUAAGUUUUUUAUUACGUUAGUUAAUUUUAGUAAUACUGUAAUUUUGACCAAGUUUAUGAGUAAUAUAAGCUAAAACAAUGUAAUAUAACGAGCAACUAACAUUUUCUCAAUUCGUUUUUGUAAAAGCUAAGAGUUUUGAGUUGUCAAACAACAAUCUACCGAUCGACUGUUACCUAAAAUACUCGUUUUGUUACCCAAACAUUUGUUUUUCAAUUUUAAAAUGACAUUUUGGCGGUUAAGAGAAACGCUUUAUUUUGUUUUUCUACCCCCUUCGACAUCCCCCCAACAGCUUUUAUUAAUUAUAGCUUUAUUUUGUUUUAUUUUAGGUAUGAAAAUUUUCAAAAGUGAAAAACGUUUUUUUUUGUUUUUAGGCUUAAAAGUCAAUUUUUAGGCUUAAAAGUGACUUUUCGGCUUAAAUCUAAUUUUUUGGCUUAAAAAGGGGCUUUAAGGCUUAAAUUGAUUUUUAGGCUUAAAAAGUGACUUUUAGGCUUCAAAACUGUUUUUUAGCUUUAAAAUCUAUUUUUGGGCUUAAAAAUUGACUUUGAGGUUUAAAUGUCAUUUUUAGGCUUUAAAGUGACUUUUAGGCUUAAAUGUAAUUUAUAGGCUUAAAAAGUGGCUUUCAGGCUUAAAUUAAAUUUUUAGGUUUGAAGGUUGAUUUUUAGGCUUAAAAUUAAAUUUUUAAGCUUAGAUUCAUUGUUUAGGCCUAAACUAAUUUUUAGUUUAAAAAUUAUUUUUGAAUAAGCCUAAAAAUGACUAUUUUUUCUUUUAAGCCUAUAAAGUUUUUGAACUUAAAAAAUUUAGAAAGGAAAUUUUUUUUGAAUUUUGUAAAUUUUGAAUUAAAGUACCGCUGAUCCGUUAUGUUAUACGCUAUUUACUUUUAUUUUGCUGCCAUUGUAAUCCAAGUUCGAGUCCUACUGUCGUUAAUUUUUUAUUUUUUAUCACCUAAACAUCCAUAAUUUGUCUUUAAAACUUCUCAUGAACGCCAAAAUGCGUUGAAACCGAAAUUUAAAUUCAAAUUUUACUCUUAUUUAUGUUAUUUAGGAAGUAAAUAUGAGAAAAUAGUACUAGUACUACUAUUUUUUGUUAAUACAGUUUUAAAUUUUUAUUUUUUAAUGUUUCAUAAUGAAAAUCCUGUAAAGUUUUUAAAAUAUUUUUAAAAUAAUUUAUAUUAUCCACCAAAUUUGAACGCUGUCUGCGCCGAAUUGUCUCAAAACCCUUAGGCACAAUUUUAAUUUGAUAGGAAAAUUUUUGAGAAAAAGUUGAGCACUUGUGAUUUUUUGUGUACAGUAUAUUGUGAUUAACACUAGUUGAGUGACCUUUUACCAAAAAUUUUAAAAUAAUUUUGUUUGGAUAAUUUAUGACAAAAUGAAGUGAAAAAAUUGACUUUUGUUACCUAAAAAAACAAAAAAAUAGAAUUUUGUUACCUAAAAUUGUUAAAAAAUUUAAUUUUGUUACUUAAAAAUGUAGAAAAGUUGAAUUUUGUUACCUAAAAAAAACAAAAAAAGUUAACUUUUGUUACCUAAAAAUGAGUGUAAAUGUAGUUUGCCGUCUCUUUUCCAUACCACUAACGAAACGACUUGAACCAGUUUGCUUUGAACAUUGCUGUGCUAAUAACCCUCCCCCUAACUCCCCUCGCCCCAGUUUAUACGUUGACUAACCAAUUUGCUUGUGUGACCAGCAUUAACAUCUUACCUUAUGCCUAACCCAAAGAAAUGGUUGUUGAUAAGGAGAUAGAUGAGUUUUUGUACUUAAUUUGGUAUUGAUGGUACCAUUUUGUAUAAAAGUUAUUUUUUAGUACUGUAGGUACUUUGAACUUUUCAAAAUUUUGAAGUUUUAGGGUUGUUAAAAAGUUUUGUUGUUCAUUUGUAUUGAGUUUAACAGCAAAAAACGACAAGACUUUUGAAAUGUCCCAAUACUUAAAAUUUGUUUUUUAAAUAAAGUUUUUACUGAAAAAAGUUGAAUUUUGGAAUAAAAAUGAUAGUUUGUUACCUAAUUUUACAAUAUGUACAAAAACACCAGUAUCUCCUUAUCAACAACCACAAGUGCUACAACUUUUUUUUUUCAAAUGCCGCCUAAAAUGUUGCCGUUUUCGAAAAGCCCCCCAGGAACUAAGCCCAAGUUUUGAGACUUUUGAGCCAGAAGAUAAGCGUUCGGUGGUUUGUUGUUGUUUUGCUUUUGUUUUAAAGUUUUUGUUCAAAUUUUGUGCUAAUAGCCGGUACCUAUGAGCUAAAGUGUACCUGUUCGCAAUAGAUACGCUAACAGCUCUUAGUAGGUACGUUUGUCUGUGGAUUCUCUCUUACGUUCUCUCCCAGCUGUGUAUUGCUUUUAGGAGGAGGAGGACCGCCGACGCGCUGAAGAAGAGCGAAAACGUCGCGAAUUCGAAGAAGCACGACACAAAGCUCUGGACGAGGCGGAUCGUCUGCGUCGCGAACGCGAAGCUGCCGAAGCCGCACGUCGCGCCAAAGCCGAAGAAGAUCGUCGGCGAAGAGAAUUGGAGGAAAUCGAACGGAAACGUCGCGAAGCCGAAGAAGCGGCACGACGCCAACGAGAAGAAGACGAUCGUCGUCGUCGCGAAGAGGAGGAACGCCGCCGACGUCGUGAAGAAGAGGAACGACGUCGCCGUGAAGAAGAGGAACGUCUGCGACGUGAAGAAGAAGAACGUCGACGUCGUCGCCCGGUAAGAACCCGCUUUUCUUCACGUACUAUUUUUGAAUUGCUGUGGCACAAUUUGGUUUUUUUUCGUUUUUUAGUUGCUUUCAGAAUGAUGUUACACUAACUGAAAAGAAUAAGUUUGAAAGUUGAAAACAAUGAGUUGAAUAGUAGAUCUAUUUUUAGUAAAUUAGUAGUAGGAGCACUAAGAUAUCCACACAAAUCACAAGCUUUGAUGAAUUAUGUGAUUAUCCUCAAUAUAAUCAUGAAAAUUUGAAAAAGCGAAAUGUAGACAUCAAGUAAAGAUAAGAAAAUAACCAUUUUUAAAAUUUUGCUCACUUUAAAUAACCUUUUUUAUACUGUGACAGUUUUAAAAUAACAUUUGAUGUGUGACAAUCAUAAGUAACAUUUUUCAAUUACCUUUUUGCCAUUUCACUUCUAUUUUAAAACAAAAAACACUGCAUAACACAAAAACCUCACAAACAAGGCUAAUUUUGAUUCUUUCAGGAACCGCUAAUCCGACAGGCCACCGGAAUGCAACAAGGUUUCCAAAACGAAGACUACGACACGUUCGACUCGAUGGGCAAAGUCCCAGACCGCGCCCAAAUCGCGGAACACGAAGAUGAAAUGGAACGGUUCGACGAAGAAACCGUAGUGAAAACACAAUUCUACGAAAUGGAGGGCAAUCUCCACAAACAAACUGGAGAGGUCUUGACAGUCAUGGAACAACUAAGACAAGGACUACUGAACCGUCAAGGAGAAUUCUUCGAUAUCGAAUCAGGAAGAAUGAUCUCGCUAGAAAAAGCCGUCCAAAAAGGUCUGAUCAAACAAGAUCUACAGACUCUACUACAAUCUCCACUCGGAAUCAGAAACCCAGAAACCAGAGAACAACUCACUCUUCAGCAAGCCAUCCAAAUCGGCUUAUACGACCCAGAAAUGCGACAAUUCCGUGACAUUAAAACUCAAGAAAUCCUAAACUCAUACGAUGACGUCUGUGACACAGCUACGGCUCGUGAUCUCAUGACCAAGAACAUCCUCAGAAUGCCACCACUUUCAGUAGAUACAGCGCUGUCUAAACACAAAAUCAACCCAAUUACCGGAGAUUUUGCUUCAAAGGUCGAUAAAGACUCAGCAAUGUCAUUAGCUGAUGCUCUGGCCAAUGGUUAUCUACAAUUCCCAAAGCAAGGUGCUCCAGGUUUGGAGUUGAGUUUGAGCGAUUGCAUAAAAAAAGGCUUUGUCAACUAUGACGGCACUUUCGUUGACAAAAAUAAUAAAGAUCAGAAGUUCACCUUCCGCGACGCAUUAGCCAGAGGCAAAGAAUUGAUUAACCAAGGCCUUCUCGAAGUCACAAACACCCAAACUAAUCAACGAAUCACGUUGAAUGAAGCCAUCAGAUGCAAGGCUGUUGAUCACAAAGAAGGCAAGUUCCAAGACCUCAAAAACAGAAGUCAUUUGACGUUGAAUCAAGCCUACGAAAGAGGAUUCAUCUCCAAGCCAAUGACUUUAACAGAAGCCGUCGAAGAGAAUACUUUGGAUCUGAGCGGCCGCUUCUACGAAAAAGGCACCACCAACCGUUACACUUUGAUUGAAGCCGUAUCUCAUGGUUUGUUAGACGGCCACGUCCGUCACAUUGUCGACAAAAAUGAAAAAGAUGUUGUAAGCAUCAUUGAAGCCUUGGAGAGAGGACUUUUGUUGGCUAACGGCCGAAUCGUUCUCGAACUGACUCCAGACGGAAAGCCACACAACCCAAUUGACCUGUUUGAAGCUAAACAUACAGGCAUUCUGGUUAAAAGACAACGCCACACCAUUUUCGACGUGAAAGGCAUCAGAAUUGGCGACAAAAUGCUAAGCUACAACGAAGCCGCAAAGGAUGGUGAUCUGGAUGAGAACGCAGGAACCAUCAACCACUUGAGUCUACAAAGCGCCAAGGAUCGUGGAGUCCUCGAUGAGCUCCUGUUCAACAUUUUAACGGAAAAGAUUGGCAUCAUGGAACACGGAAGAGAAUUAUCAUUAAUUGAAGCCGUUAAUGCCAGAAUUGUAGACCCAUACAAAGGCGUCUUCUUUGAUGGAACUCGCGAAAUGUCGGCCAAGGAAGCUUACGACGCAUCUUUCAUUACACUGAAAGGAGCUCUCCGUUUAGCCGGUUUACUCGAUGUUCAUCCAUCUCUUAUUGUGUCCCAAAAGAAGCUGGAUAGAAAGAAGCGAAUUGCUAGACCAGGACAAACAUUUGGCGAAGACUCGAUGCGUGUCACCGUCCAAGAAGCCAUGAAACAAGGCUUGAUCGACGGUUCUACACAGAGAUUCCGACAAGGCAACAUUGACUUGUCUCUUCAAGAAGCUCUCGACAGAGGACACGUCAAACUUGAUGACGAAUGGAUUGUGCCUAAACGCCACUCGGCUGCCGGUCCAACCAUUGAAGAAAAGACUACGGAGUCUGUCACCGAGACUGGUCAACAGUUAGCUCCAAAGGUUUACCCAGACAAACAACUCGAAGAGAGCGUACACACCGUUAAGAGAGUCAAGAGAACUGAAACCUCAGCUGUUGGAGGUCCUGGCGGUGUAUCUGUCUACCGAGCUAUUGCCGGAGACAAAGACGCAGUUGAAGUCCCAACAGACGGCUACCACAUUCUUGAAGCCGAAAGGAAAGACAUUGUGGACUUGAGAACUGGAGUUGUUCGAGUUGGAGGAAAAGUGCUGAACAUCAAAGAAGCGUUUGAUUUGGGAAUUUUGAACCCUAAGUCAAUUUACAUUAAGGACACUCACACUGGCCGUCAACUUGAUGCCACUGAAGCGCUUAACGUCGAUCUGAUGGACAAACACGGCUUCAUCAACCACUACGGAAGCCUAAUCUCAUUGAGAGAAGCCAUCGACAACCGCUCAGCCAGAGUAGAAGCCGAACCUCCAGCUGUACUCAGAGAACAAAACAACAAAGUAGUCCAGUUCGACCGAAACAGCGGCCAAAUACUCAGCUUCAGACCAAUUGGUCAGCCACAAGUUGAAGAACAUGUCACCAGCUGGACCUUUGACUCAGCUACAGGAAAAAUGACAGACGAAAGCACGGGAGAAAGUUUGAGUCUGGACAACGUUAUUCUUAACGGCGUUGUCGAUACCGAUGACUGGUAUGUGGUAGAUACAUUGACUGGCAAACAGAUGUCGUUCGAAGAAGGUAAACAACAUGGAAUUAUUGUUAUCAGAGGCAACGAACACUACUUCUUUGACCGUGACAACAAUACUCGCCAUUCGUUCGCCGAAGCCGCUCAACAACACAGAAUUUACCCAACCGGAGGUGUACCAGAAAACGCCGGAGAUGCGGUGCAUACUACAGUAAAAAUUCAAACAAGAUCAGUAGUACAACAAAAAGAAGCUGUGACCGAAAAACCUGGUCAAGGCUACAAUCUGCACCGAUUCAUUGAAAGCGGAUUGUAUGAUCACAAAACCGGAGAGUUCAAGCACCCUGAUACUGGUAAUGCACACACUAUCAGAAGCUUGGUCAUGAAGGGUUUCAUCGACCCAGUUCAUACUAAAGUACACGACAGAAGAAGAAACGAAUAUAUCAGUAUUAUUGAUGCCAUUGAGAAGAAAAUUGUAGACGUAUCAGAAGGAAGAGUUGAAGAUACGGCUACAGGAAGAAGACUUGACUUUGCUGAAGCUCUUCGUGAAGGACUGAUUAGAGAGAAUGCUCUACCAGCCGCUAUUGAAGGACCGUCUGGAAAGUUGAAUCUGGAGACUGGAGAAUAUCGAUCAAGAUCCGCUGCUAAAUCAACCUCACCAGGUAAAUAAUUGAAAAAAAACAGAAAUUUACAAAUGUUAUGCAAAUUUAAAAAAGUGAAACACAAUUUUCUUGUAAAAACAAGUGUACCAAAAAACUAUACAGUAAUAUUUUAAUAUCAAAUGGGCAAAGAAAACUAAUAGGCCUUUAAUUGUAGGAUGGGCAUAAGAAGAAAACAAUCACUUUCACUUACCAAAGACUUAUUUCGAUGCCAUAGAAGGACUAAACAAAGAUGAUAUACGAUUUCUAGAUAUCUAAAUUCACUUACAUUUCAAUCACUUACAUUUAUGCCAAAACACUUCAAUGACUUACAUUUAUACCAAAACACUUCAAUCACAUUUUAAAACACUUACAUUUAUAUCGAAUCUCUUAAAAUUUAAUAAACAUUUAUAAGAAAAUACCGUGGUAAUUGAAUAUAUUAUAGUGCGUUCUAUUGGCUCACUCUCGCCACGACUUCAAGAACGAAAACUAAAGCUAACACCCUUCUCCCAAGAACCACAGCCUCGUACUGAAAGCCCACAAAGACAAAGUUCGUCGUUUGUAAGGUCUCAAAUAUCAACUAUUGAACGGUCAAACGAAAACGCACUGGUACCAGCUGGCAAUGAGAACACCAGAAUGGUAGAUCUGGGAGGCGGAAAGAACGUCAUGGUUAAUGUCAUCAAGGAUCAAGAAACUGGAAUCGAAAAAGGACAGUACUUCGACCCAGCCUCCGGCAUGAAGUUCACUAUUCAACUUCACGGCGACCCACAUGUCACUCAAACAACAACCAACGUUAGGUCUUCAUCUAAAGUACAAUCAGUUGAAUUGGUACCUCAUGCCGAAUUUGUCGGUAUUGAUCUAAUUAGGGACAACAGAACAGGAAAAGUCAUGAAACUUGAAGAUGCUCAACGUCAAGGAUUGGCCAAGGUCCACAAAACGAGCAAGGAAAACACCAAAACCUACUCGGCCUUCAGAAGCAACAUUGAAGUUGCUGUCAACAAGGGCAUUCUCAACAAAUGGGCAGACAAAGUUUCGGUCGAAGAAGCGAUUAAAGAAGGCCUUUUAGACAUUACCAACUUGGCUUACAUUCAUCCACACACUCACGAACACAUCCCAAUUGCUAGAGCUGCAAACAUGGGAUUGGUCGAUGUUACUUUGGCCGACACUUUGCCUAAAGGCGUCUUGAACCCUAUUAACGGUGGUAACAUCUCCGUGAAAGAAGCCGUAGACCUCGGAAUCAUUUGUCCAAGAACGGGUGAAGUCAGAAACCCUCAAAGACAAGAACGACUAACAUGGUUGGAUAUCACCAAACAAGUUUAUGCUGCCAUCUCUAGUCAAGGAGUCUACGAUCCAACCAAAGGUUACUCUGUACCCAUUUGUAGUGCAUUGAACGACGGACUAAUCGAUGUGGCUACUCAAAAAUACCGGAAUCCGAUUUCUGAAGAGAGCUACCUACUAGAAGAAGCUCAUCAAAAAGGUCUUUUGGAUGCGGAUUCACUGAAAAUCUUAACCAAACCCUUCCUUCAAGACUAUCGCACCUAUCGACAACUCAACCUAGUCCAAGCUGUUGAUGCCGGUUUGAUUGACACUAAGAACAGAACAGUCCAAACUGGAGCCGAAAAGAUUCAGCCAUUUAGAACGGCAAUUCAAGAAGGCAUUAUUCCAUACGAUGUAGCUGAAGCCCUGAAAAAGGUGGACAAGUUAACGUUCGCUGAAGCUGUAGGCAAAGGAUUGAUUGAUGUAGCCAAGAACACGUUUACUGACCCAGAUUCCGGCAAGAUUCUUUCGAUUCAAGAAGCUGCCGGAGCUGGUUUAGUCGAGGUUUCUGACUACGGAACAGAAAACGAAACAAACUUGGCUAAUGUCAUUCAGUCUCACACCUUCGACUCGAGCUCUGGAAGAGUUAGAGACCCAAAAAGCGGACUAAACGUACCAUUCAGAGACGCUAUCGACCGAAGAUUAAUCGACCCAGAUUCACUAGUUCACGAUCUAGAUUCGUCAAAGACCUUGACUGUACGUGAAGCCAUCUACGCUGGAAUCUUGGACUCAAACGGCCGUUAUCACGACAAAAAACACAACUCUUAUCACUCGAUUGUUGAUGCCGAAAAGCAAGGUCUAAUUGCUUUGAUUGCGUCUCCAAUGGAAGCGGCUCGUGCUGUAGCUGAAGCCAUCAAACGAAGAGAUUCAGAAGGCGUCAGAUACAAGUUUGGAUCACUUGACGACACUUCUCUACACCGUCAAUCUCUACCAAGGGUCAAAGAAGAACAAACCAUCUUCAGAAUCACUCCAAAGCGAACUGAACCAGGAUUGUCUGUUCGAGUACGGUCUAACGUGAGUGACGACCAUCGUUCUUCACGUGGCCGUUCGCUGGUUGAAGACCCAGUAGCUUUGGCUGAUAUGCAAGACGAAUUCCUGGACAAACUGAAGAGCCAGGGCUUUGACGUUGAAUCCAGAGUAGUUGAGAAUCCAUCAACGAUGCAGAACGUGUCAUUGAGAGAAGCUGUAGAGACCGGACUGUUCGAUGUACCAGCUCAAUCAAUCGUACACCCAACUACAGGAAGGCAUUACCCAUUAGCCAAAGCUGUUCACAUGAGAAUGAUCAGAGAUGAGGCCGGAAAGAAUUUGCUAAGUGCUUUGAAUAUUGCUCACGACGAUCUUGGCCAAAUGUCUCUAGGCAUGUUGAGUAUGGCCUCGCACUUUGGAGCUCAUUCUCCGGCUCCAAUUGGUGAUGAUCCUAUCCUGGCUCAGGCUGGUCGGAACGGUAAUUACUCGGAACAAACUUUUAACGAUAACAAUGGUACUACUACUAAGCGUACUGAAACCUACACUUCGCCAGAUGGGCACACUAAGACUACGACUUAUACCGAAAGUACUAGACGGCACUAUGAGUAG
Messenger RNA from Bursaphelenchus okinawaensis, 16447 nucleotides. The record is from the annotation of a GenBank genome assembly. NCBI's taxonomy places the organism in Eukaryota, Metazoa, Nematoda, Chromadorea, Rhabditida, Aphelenchoididae.